This is a messenger RNA of Panthera uncia (snow leopard), 4050 nucleotides long. It is a transcript of the gene CRISPLD2, whose product is annotated as cysteine rich secretory protein LCCL domain containing 2. The record is from RefSeq and is a predicted model, not a curated record. NCBI's taxonomy places the organism in Eukaryota, Metazoa, Chordata, Mammalia, Carnivora, Felidae. Gene Ontology annotation, cellular component: extracellular region. The transcript is spliced from 15 exons. Bases 167 to 1660 code for a protein of 497 amino acids.
ACCAGCCCACCGCGCCCACCGUGCCCACCGUGUCCGCGCUGCUGCCGCUGCACGACACGGGAGACGCCGGUGAUUGGGGAGCCCUGCGGAGAGCUCUCGCGCCCCAGCACCGCCUCGGGAGCCCAGCCCGCCUCGUCGCCCCGGUGCCCGCGGCCUGCCUGGCGCCAUGAGCUGCGUCCUGAACGGCGUCGUGCCCUUGGGGCUGCUGCUGCUGGUCUGCGGGGCCCAGGGCUUCCUCCUGCCCAACGUCACCCACUUGAAGGAGCUGCUCGGUAAAUACCAGCAGGACGAGCCCCACUCCCGGGUCCGGAGGGCCAUUCCCAGGUCGGACAAGGAGGAGAUCCUCAUGCUUCACAACAAGCUGCGGGGCCAGGUGCACCCCCCGGCCUCCAACAUGGAGUACAUGACCUGGGACGAGGAGCUGGAGAGGUCGGCCGCGGCGUGGGCUCACGAGUGCAUCUGGGAGCACGGGCCCACCGGUCUGCUGGUGUCCCUUGGGCAGAACCUGGCCGUCCACUGGGGCAGGUACCGUUCUCCCGGCUUCCACGUGCAGUCCUGGUACGACGAGGUGAAGCACUACACGUACCCCUACCCCCACGAGUGCGACCCCUGGUGCCCGGAGAGGUGCUCCGGGCCCAUGUGUACCCACUACACGCAGAUAGUCUGGGCCGCCACCAACAAGGUCGGCUGUGCUGUGAACACCUGCCAGAGGAUGAACGUGUGGGGAGACGUUUGGGAGAACGCGGUCUACCUCGUGUGCAAUUACUCUCCAAAGGGGAACUGGAUUGGAGAAGCCCCCUACAAAACCGGCCGGCCCUGCUCUGAGUGCCCGCCCAGCUACGGAGGCGGCUGCAGGAACAACUUGUGUUACCGAGAAGAGACUUUCGUCCCCAAACCCGAAACGGACGAGAUGAACGAGGUGGAGGUGGCUCCCGUCCCGGAAGAGAAGCACGUCUGGGUCCAGCCGAGGGUGACCAGACCCACGAAGCCCAAGAAAGCGGCCGCGGUGAACUACAUGACCCAAGUUGUCAGCUGUGACACCAAGAUGAAGGACAAGUGCAAAGGGUCCACGUGCAACAGGUACCAGUGCCCAGCGGGCUGCCUGGGCAGCAAGGCGCAGGUGUUUGGAACUCUCUUUUACGAAAGCUCGUCCAGCAUAUGCCGGGCCGCCAUUCACUACGGGAUCCUGGACGCCAAAGGUGGCCUGGUGGACGUCACCAGGAACGGGAAGGUCCCCUUCUUCGUCAGGUCUGAGAGAAACGGCGUGGAGUCUUUGAGCAAGUACAAGCCUUCCAGCUCGUUCAUGGUGUCCAAAGUAAAAGUGCAGGACUUGGACUGUUACACCACCGUUGCUCAGCUCUGCCCGUUCGAGAAGCCGGGGACCCACUGCCCAAGAGUUCAUUGUCCGGCACACUGCAAAGACGAGCCGUCCUACUGGGCUCCCGUGUUUGGAACUAACAUCUACGCAGACACUUCAAGCAUCUGUAAGACGGCCGUGCACGCGGGAGUCAUCGGGCACGAGAGCGGGGGUUACGUGGAUGUGAUGCCCGUGGACAAAAAGAAGGCCUACGUGGGCUCGCUCAGGAACGGAGUGCAGUCUGAAAGCCUGAGGACCCCUCGUGACGGAAAGGCCUUCCGGAUCUUUGCCGUCAGGCAGUGAAUUCCCAGCGCCGGGGAGAAGGGGCGUCUUCGAGAGGGCUUCAGGGUUUUGCUUUUUAUUUUUAUUUUGUCACUUGGGGGGGGUGGGCUGGGGAUAUAGAGAGGCGGGAAACUUCCUUUCAAUGGCGUUCAGUGUCACACCCUUUGUGCCUUUGUCUGAAACCACACGGAGAAACGGCGCCCUCGGGGUCCCGGCCGGAUGGCUGGUGACUGGCCCCUCUGCAGGGACAGUCGCCCAGGUGCCCCUUCCCGGUGCUCUUUGGUGGGGGGUGGGGGGGGGCGUGGGGAAGGUUCCAGGCCUGCGGACGUGGCAGGACCCGGAGCUCACGCCGGGAGGCAGGCGGGGGCGGGAAGGGGCUCACGGAGCAUCCAAAGGGUUUCAGGAAGGGAGUGGAAGGUGGUUAUUUAAAAACUUUGAAAACACAGUCCGUCCCCACCAGUGGAGGAAAAUGGGCUUAAUGUUUGCUGGUCAGACAAAUGGGCUGGAACGAGGGGCCGGGGACGUGAGGCCCGGGCUCGGCCCUGGUCCCCGUCCUCGCCGGCACCCUGCCUCGCACAGGCUGGUUCUGCGGACGGCAGGGCUGGCUUCUUUAGGGUUCCGCAGUGACCCCAGAGAUUUAUCUCGUCUUCGUCCUUCCCUGUGUCCGCGUGGCCCGUCUGUUUGCUGCCGUGACCUUUGGUCUCCUUGAGGACAAAUGAACCAGGAUCCUUUCUUUGCCCCCUCCCCCCCCACCCCGCCCCGUAGCCCUCGCCCCAGCCCAGACUGGUUUACGCACGAUGUUUCCCACCGGGGUCUUUGCUUUGCGAGCGGUUCUGUCGGCAACCCCACUUUUUAAUUUUUUUUUUUUUUUAAACAAAACUCUUAGCGCCCGUCGGUCCCACUGUUUCGUUGCUGCCUUGAAAAAGUGGCAGUCAGAUGUGCAGAGUCCCCAUCCGUGGGAUGACCCAGUUUUGAGCAGCGGGAGGAAUGGAUUCCUCAGUGCAUUCCUCGCCGAGGUUAGCAGCUCUGGGAAGGGGGGGGCCGUGUGUGGUUAUGAAACGGUCCUGCGGCAUAACAGCAAAAGCGACAGUAACACUCUAGAAGGAUUUCUCUUCCUGUUUUUGUGGAACGGCUCUUGCCAGACGUUCCUCCGGCUCUGAGGAGCGUGGGGCUCUCUGGUUUCCACUUUACAAAAGUCCUUCACAAGCCCAGACCAAAAACCCACAGGGAAAGAAAACACCCUUUGGUAAAUAGCGUUGCUCCACAGAAGGUGACGCUCUCCCCGCCCCCCCCCCCCCCCCCAGGCCGGCCGGCCGGCAGGUCACCUCUGGGAACACCGGUUUCAAAUCCGAUCUCAACUGGCCGUCAAAAUAUUGGAAAGGCCAAGGGACCAGCAGACGGGUUUUUUGUUUUGUCGGGGUUUUUUUUAAAGCAAAGCUGGGAUGGUCUGGACAAGGAAGCCUCCCCCGGGGAAGGAAGUCCCAGGUUGCUGAGUGCAUCCCGACUAAAUUCACAGACUGGAGGUGAAUGGCUUCCCUCCGGCCGGAGGGAGUUGGUGAGAGCCGUGAAACUCUUCGCACGCUGAGCUGAGAGCAGAAGAAUUUGGUCAGCCUGUCAGUGACGGGUCUCGUUACAGCCCAAGAUCUGGGUACUUGGAAACUUCUGGAUUCUAAGGGUUGUGCUGCUGGACUUCCGCUUCAUCAGACUCUGCUCUGUGACCGGCCUUUGGCGGCUGUGGCUUUGCUGGGGCUCCGGGCUUGUUAGAAGUCGAGGCGGCCCGCGGGUGUCCCAGGGGGCUGGCCGUGAAGGCGUCCCACCCAAGGGAGAGUCUGAAACUUCCAGAGCGAGUCCAGCCCAUCAUCUGGGGGCUCGUUUGGGUUUCCGAAUGUCUCAUGAACCGGCCCGUCUAACAGGAUAGACAGAUCCCCCCUCUCCCCCGUCCCCCCGAACCAGAACUCGUCCCUCCCGUGCUCACAAACGUUUUGAAACUGGAACCAUUUUCCUUCUGAAGAUGGAAACAGGCCUACAAAGGCAAGGCCCCUGUAGUCAGAGACCAUCUCUAACUUCGCGUGUUAGCAGGACCCGUUGCCCCCGUGGGCACUUGACCCACAAAAAGAUGACGAAUCAGGCCAGCGGUGUUUCAGGGUCUGACCCUGCCCCCCAAACGAAAAGGUUCUCGUUUCCUGCAGAUUUUUGCCCCCACUGUGUUCUGAUUUUUUUUUUUUUUAUAUUGUCUGUAGGCUCACUCAGCCCGCAGCUUACAUGUGUGCUUUUUUCUAUGAAAAAUGAUGUAUUUUACUACUUCCUGUGUACAAAAAGUUUAUUGUAAAUUGUGUGUGUGUGUGCUUUGCACGAACGGGGACCACGUUGCUGUCGUUUUGUCGUUUCAAUAAACCUGGUUUGAUUUCUAA